GGAACGACGAGCUAGUUCCUGGAUUCCGAUGUCGGCCUAGAAAGCAGCUAAAUAGUUUGCUGGUGGCUAACUCAAGGAGGAUUUAAACGACCCCCACACACAACAGGAGCGACAGCUCAAACCGUCGACAUUGGGGUCAUCUCCAGCUGUUAAUCCUCAGAGCCAGGGGAUGAAGGAGGACCUGGAACCAAAGAGAACAAGAGGGCUGACAUGUCUGCGUCUACAUGAUGCCCUAGCCUGUGCGUGGCUUUCUUUAAGGGAUGCAGAAUGAGAGAGGGCGGCUCUCUGAAGAGAGUUUGGAGGCGGGAAAGGUCCCUGCUGCAGCCAUCGCUAGCCAAGCACAGUUGCACCUUCCUGAGCCGCAUCGGUCUUCCUAAUGGAAUGAGUUGAUCUGUCACAGCAUCAAGAGUCCUCGCUGAAGACUGAAACGGGCUCAUGUUGGAUGUUUGAGGGCUUUUUACCUAUUAAUGCAAGGACAUUCAUUGUUUUUUUUAACUUAAAAAAAAACCCAUCUGAACUUUUGUUUGAUGUUGUGAAGCUUCCCACAACUGGCCUGAAAGUGGAUUUGUUUUAGUUGGGACUGAGUUUGAAAUACCACAACUGUCCCCUCCUGCCACCAUCCUCGGUUUCUUCCACCCACCCAGUGCCUAAAUAAACCCCCCCCCCCCCCUCCCCGGGAAGACGACGUCUUCGGCAGCUGCUCCGCUCAAUCCUCUCUUCUCCUCCGUGGGCUCCUGCUCUCUGUCUGAUGGACUACCUCUUUAACUCGCUCUCCUUUUUAUACUCUUACCCUCUGAACGGGAUCAUCGAAACGCAAGCACAGCGACGGACAUUUAAAUAAACACUAAUCCAUCUCUGUGCAUGUAUUUUUAUUUUUAUUUUUUCUUCAUACGUGCACAGUGGUGUUUAUAACGUUGCAUUAUUGCACCAAAUACAGCUACAUUAAGCCAUACGCGGUAAUAUUUAUUAAUUGCAUACGUAUAUUUUUGUAUUAUUUUGCUCCCGUGUGCAGAUUCAAAGUAUGCAUACAAGCUGAUUACCUGCAAGAAGCCGUGCACAUCCAAGUUCUGUGUAUCGCUGCUUUAACACGGUUUUGUAUCGGCGUGUCCGGAGACAUUUUUGAAGCCUGCACACAUGUUUCCUUUCAGUCUCUGCUCUGCCUAGUGUUGGUUUUCCGGUCUGCAGCCAUGGCCCCCCAUGGCUCUUAAUCCCUUAAAUCAUCAUUUGGAGCUGUAAAAAACCCCGCUUUACAGUCGGUAUCUACCUGCCUCUCUUCUUCCUCCCUUCUGUCUCUUUCACUGAUGCCCAGUUUCAGUGGUGGGGUGGUUGGGGGAGGAGUAGGGGGCCCAGCUUCUGCUCCUCCCCGUCCUUUUCGCCCCAGCCGAUAUGUGCCGGUGUCUGCAGCCACCACUUUCCUGGUUGGGUCCACGACGCUCUUCUUUUGCUUCACGUGCCCAUGGUUAACGGAGAACAUCUCCAGUGUCAUUCCCAUCUACGUCGCUGUGAUCUUCCUCUUCACACUUGCCAACUUUUGCAUGGCGACAUUCAUGGAUCCUGGCGUCUUCCCCAGAGCCGAGGAAGACGAGGACAAAGAGGACGAUUUCCGCGCUCCUCUCUACAAGACGGUUGAGAUCCGAAACAUCCAGGUGCGGAUGAAGUGGUGCGGGACCUGCCGCUUCUACCGCCCGCCGCGCUGCUCGCACUGCUCCGUCUGCGACAACUGUGUGGAGGAUUUUGACCACCAUUGCCCCUGGGUGAACAACUGUAUUGGCCGAAGGAAUUAUCGCUAUUUCUUCCUCUUUUUGCUGUCUCUGACCACCCACAUCAUGGACGUGUUUGGCUUCGGCUUGGUUUACGUCCUGCAUCACCCCCAGGAGCUGGACACGCCACAUGCUGCUGUCACUAUGGCUGUGAUGUGCGUAGCCGGUCUGUUUUUCGUCCCAGUUGCCGGCCUGACUGGCUUCCACAUAGUGUUGGUGGCCCGCGGUAGGACCACUAAUGAACAGGUGACGGGGAAGUUCAGAGGAGGCGUCAACCCUUUCACCAGGGGCUGCUGGAGGAAUAUUUCCCAUGUUCUCUGCAGCCCCCAGGCCCCGAGGUACAUGGGCCGAUGGUGGAACCGUCACACGGUGGAGAUACAGCCACCGUUUCUCAGACCGGCUCUCACCGAGGCGCAGCUAGAAGCGAAGAUUCUGGACAACGGCAUCCAGAAUGACCGCCACAGCACCAGGUCUAAGAGCAGUCUGGAUCAGAUGGAGAGCCAGUCAGCAGACAUGGAAGCUCCGCCUCCUCCCAAGCCGGAUUUUCGUUACCCGGGUCUGCCCCGUGCCGACACAGAAGCGAGCAGCUUGUUGUCCGAGGCUCCGCCCACACCACUGAUGUACAAGUACCGACCAGCCUACAGCAGCCCAGGGAAAAACCACGCCGCUGUCACACACCCAAAUAAGAUGACCCGCGGGGAGAGCCUUGACUCUCAGUCGCCGUCCAUCCUCCAGUCCAGUCGUCAGCCUAGCUACCGCUCGGAGCCCAGCAGCCUGGACGGGGCCACAGUGGUGGGAAGAGGUGUAGGGGUGCGCAGAGGGGGAGGGGACAGGGGUGAGGGCCCUGGAGGCCCUGGCGGGACCGCCGCUGUGGUGUCAGGGGGCGUGUCAGGUUACUCCCUGACUGGGCGCUCCUACACCUCCUACCCAUCCUCGCUGGUUCUGUCCGCCGGCGGCUCCCGCUCCUCCAGCCUGCGCUCGGCACAGACUGUCCACAACCCGCUGGCCACGCUCCAAUCGGAGGGCACCACGGACACCAGCUACAAAAGCCUGGCCAAUCAGACGCCUCGGAAUGGCAGCCUGUCCUACGACAGCCUUCUGACGCCAUCCGAGAGCCCGGAGUUCGAGUCCGCCGCCCAUGAGCUGUCACCACAGAGGCCUCACGCUCCGCUCCCCUCGCCGGCCGGAUCGGGCCGGCCCGGGGCGGCGUCCCCCGGUAGCCCGCUGCAGGGCUACACGUCGCCCUUCCUCUCGGCUCAGAUCGCUCAGCAGAGGGAGGGGCAGCUGCUCCAGGGCUCCACCACUUUCUCCUCCCCCCAUAGGGCCUACCUCCGCGCUGUCAGCCCACCCCCUUCCUCCCCCCCCGGGCCCCCCGAGGCCCAGCACCUGCUCCAUCAUAACCAGAACCCGACUUCCCGAAUCCCUCGCAACCCUUCCUCCUCAUCCUCUUCCCCCGGGGCUCGCUCGCUAGACCCCCCUGUCUCCCCGCCGCCCCGUGGCCUCUCCCUCAGCAAGUCCCCGGUUCACAUAGGGGAGACAGGAUCUCGGCACAAACCCCGGCCCGCAGGGCUAGGCGCUGUGCUGGGAGGGGGAGGAGUUGGAGGAGGGCAACAGGCUCCACAGUCCACCUCUCGCCCAGUCUUGGCCAAUCACACCACAUCCAAACCGGUGGGUGGGGUGAAGAAGGUAACCGGCGUUGGAGGGACCACAUACGAGAUAUCGGUUUGAGCGACGAACGUCCCGAGUGAUCUUUGACCAGGAGGAGCGGGCGGUCUGUCAGGGGGGGUUGGGGGGGGGGGAGUGAAACCAGUCACAUCUUGCACUUGCACUUGCGCAUCUUAACCUUAGCUGGAGAUUAUUCAUGACCGAAAGCCUCUUAGGAACGAUUCUUCUGCUGUAGACUCCAGGAGAUGGCUUGUCUGGUACUCAUUUUAUCUUUGUAAUGGCACUGGUCACUAUCCCCCCCCCCCCCCCACCCCCCACACACCACACACACGCCGCCAGCCUUUCUGGUUUGAACAAAGAGAAACGGAGGACGCUGAUUCAUCUCCCACUGGAUUGGUUUUCUCCUCUUAUUUUUUUUUGCCACUUUGUGAGCCAUAGACUGAUGUGACUGUCGUUACGGCUGGGUACAAGUACGUCUCUGAAACACACAAAACCUAUUCCAUGAUCUGUUCUGUUGCUUUGGUACAUUAAGACAAAGUAUUGACAAGAGUGUCCAACACUUAAGGAAAGGUGAUGCUAAAUUUUUAAAUGGUAGAACUGACCAAAAGAAACAUCUGCACGGACCACACAGAUGGGAUGAGUCCAACCUAUAAACAGUAUCAUUUAAGUUUUUGUAUAUUUUUUUAAAUAUCAUUUUAUAUAAAUGUAAAAAAAAAACAAAAAAGUCAAAUUAUUAUAGAGUGAAAAUGUCAGAUAUUGAAGAUGAUGGUGGCAGAUGUAUUGUAUGUAAUUAAUCAUGAAAGCCAUUUCAGAUGAGUCGCCUGUGCAUUUUUUUUUCUUUUCUUUUGUCUUUUAUAUAUAUAUAUAAAUUUUUGAUGGCUGCAUCAGCCACUUGCAAGCUCUUGUUAGUUUUUUUUUUUUUUUUUUUUUUUUUUUUUUUUUCAUCCAAAGACAGAGAUGAACCUUGCUGGACACCAGGAGUGGCGAAGAAUAAUCAAAAUUAUUUUUUAAGAAAGUAAAAUGAAAUUUUAAGCCCCACAGUUGCAACACAAGCAUCUUUUGUGGAAUGUACGCUUGUAAUGUUUAUGCUAGAAGCAUUAUGCAAAAUCUGUUUUAGCUUUAAGAUCCUUGUUUGUCUUAUUAGUGUUUUUGUUCAUUUUGUUUCCCCUUUUCUGUAAAUUGUCAUUUAGUCUUGAAUGCUAGCAACCAUAUACGUUUGUUUUUUUUUAACUUAUGUUUAGCCAAAUAGAGGGUUAGAAAGGGAAAGGCUUAUUUAUUUCACCAGGGAAACUGCACUAAUUCAGUCACGCUCUGCAGAAGAAGUCUGAAUAACUUAUAUCACAAAA
Messenger RNA from Fundulus heteroclitus (mummichog), 4771 nucleotides. Its product is annotated as zinc finger DHHC-type palmitoyltransferase 5. The transcript is spliced from 12 exons. Bases 1302 to 3488 code for a protein of 728 amino acids. Gene Ontology annotation, molecular function: palmitoyltransferase activity. Gene Ontology annotation, biological process: protein palmitoylation. Lineage: Eukaryota; Metazoa; Chordata; Actinopteri; Cyprinodontiformes; Fundulidae. The record is from RefSeq and is a predicted model, not a curated record.